AUGGUAGCCCCGGCUCUGGAAAGCAUCGCAGUCGACUUUAAGAUAACAGAUGACGUACUGCUGGAGCUGACCUUAUCUACGUUUGUGUUGGCAUACGCAGUUGGGCCACUUUUUCUAGGGCCAUUGUCUGAGAUCUAUGGCAGGAAGAUCAUACUGCAGCUCACAAAUCUGUUCUACAUUGUCUUUAACAUUGCAUGCGGUGUCUCUAAAUCGACUGCGCAGAUGAUCGCGUUUCGCUUCCUCGCCGGAAUCGGGGGAAGUGCACCGCUGGCGAUCGGCGGUGGUGUUCUUGGGGACUGCUUUCGUCCUGAAGAGCGUGGAAAAGCACUCGCUAUCUAUGGUCUAGCUCCUCUGCUAGGCCCUGCAAUCGGGCCAAUAGCCGGGGGUUUCAUUGCAGAGAACACUACAUGGCGAUGGGUGUUCUACGCAACUUCCAUCACAGCAGGAUUCAUUCAAGUCGCUGGGUUUUUAUUCCUACCGGAGACCUACGCUCCGGUGAUUCUAGGCAAUAAAGCCAAAAAGCUUCGAAAAGAGACAGGAAAUCAGAAAUACGAGACCGAGGGCGAGCGACAACAUCAAAGUCCUGGCAAGAUCCUCAGGACAGCAUUGAUACGCCCUUUGCGACUCCUCACUACGCAGCCCAUCGUGCAAAUUCUGGCUUUGUAUAUGGCUAUCGUCUACGGAACUAUGUACCUAACUUUGGCCACUUUCCCAACCCUAUGGACCAGCAAAGCAUACUACGGCGAGUCAUCCGGCAUCGGCGGCCUCAACUACAUCUCCAUGGGCCUAGGCUUCAUGCUAGGCUCCCAAAUCUGCGCCCCACUCAUUGAUCGUAUAUACCGACAUCUAAAGACACGCAACAACAACAUCGGCCGACCAGAAUUCCGAGUCCCACUAAUGGCAGUAGCAGCAUUCUGCAAUCCCGUGGGACUUUUCAUCUACGGCUGGACGGCGGAAAAACGCUGCCACUGGAUCGCACCCAACUUCGGCAUUUGCAUCUUCAGUAUUGGGAAUAUCGUCGCUUUCCAGUGUAUCCAGACUUACAUUGUCGACUCGUAUACGCGAUAUGCGGCGAGUGCACUUGCUGCCGCGACGCUUUUGCGGUCUUUGGCUGGCUUUAGUUUCCCGCUUUUUGCACCUUACAUGUUUGAUACGUUGAAGUAUGGUUGGGGGAAUAGUGUUUUGGCGUUUGUCGCUAUUGGAAUUGGCAUACCGGCGCCUAUUCUGCUUUGGCGGUUUGGGCAGAAGCUGAGAGCGGCGAGUCCGUUUGCUGCAGGGGGCGAUUGA
Molecule: messenger RNA, 1287 nt
Organism: Penicillium cataractarum
Lineage: Eukaryota; Fungi; Ascomycota; Eurotiomycetes; Eurotiales; Aspergillaceae
Product: MFS transporter
Exons: 3
Coding region: 1-1287 (428 amino acids)
Biological process (GO): transmembrane transport
Cellular component (GO): membrane
Molecular function (GO): transmembrane transporter activity
Source: RefSeq, a predicted model, not a curated record